Limulus polyphemus (Atlantic horseshoe crab) is the source of this 805-nucleotide messenger RNA. RefSeq lists its product as uncharacterized. Lineage: Eukaryota; Metazoa; Arthropoda; Merostomata; Xiphosura; Limulidae. The coding region runs from base 143 to 787 and encodes 214 amino acids. The record is from RefSeq and is a predicted model, not a curated record. The transcript has 2 exons.
AUGUAGGUCAUGCGGGAAGGAGGCAUAUAAAAUCAAGAAACUCUUUAAUCUCCAGUCAUUUGAACGAGAAGAAUACCUGUGUUAGUACUGACCACAGGCCCCCUCUGACCAAGACGAUUAAGGCGCUGCGGUUCCUCUAACUAUGCGGCCACUUACGGUCUUUGCUGUCACCACUUUGUUUUGUAUCCUGACCCUGGUACUGUCGGUUGAUGCAAGGCGUCAUCGUAAACAGAACAGAGACAAAUCAGUGGAUAACUUAGAGGAGGAGAGAGAGAUUGUCGAAGAUGACGAGGAAAGCUCUACUUCUCAAGCAAAAAAAUCUCUAACUAAAGACAGCCAUUCGAACGGUGACCGGGAUUCUUUUGCCUCUGCAGACGCAGAAGAGAAAGAACCUCAAGAAAAUAAUCAACCUUAUACAGGUCCAUUUAACGAAGAAGAGCAGGCGAAUGGCAACAGGAGUAGGUCUCGUGGGUUAGUCCGUCCUGGAAUACAGCUGUUUCGGCGGAAAACCCGGAAACCCUUGCCUACACCUAAUAUUUCAGCAAUAUUGAAACCUACGUUACCCUCUUUCCUAUCUCGUUCAAAGUCUAAGACCAGUGCUCAAACGGACUCCCCUGAAGAGGAAAAAGAGAACACAUCUCAAAGUUCCGAAACAAAGUCCGAUGAGAGUCAGGUCACCACUUCUCAUCGACAACGCCCUGAAGCCCCUGGAAGACGUAGAAAAAGGCCUAGAAAUAAAGGGCGCUUUUCACGGCGCCGUAGACUCGAAGCCAGAACAGAUGAAUAAACUUUAAUUUUUUUUUGC